UAUUUUAUAAUUGCAGCUAAUAUGUGUUCACUAUAAAAUCCGGACUGUGGGUGUCCCGUGAACGCAGCGCAUGUGCAGUUCAUGGACCUCCCAGAGCGGACCGGACACGUCAGCAUCGCUUGUUACACUGAGCCGUGGCUGAUAGACGGUUUGUGCAGUCAGUAUGGAAGCUUGAUAGCCGGCGCCAGCGCCUGAACUUUGCCUCACUGGCCCGCAUUCGAUAAACCUUCCCCGGUGUCACCUCGGGGGAAACUUUUCUUCAGGCGUGUCUUCCGCCUUGCUGUCGAGGUGGAGUUUGGGUGUUUACAAGUUGUACCAAGUCAAAUCAAGAUUAACGGCGGCUUGUGCGUCCGUUGAGCAAUGCUGGCUGCAUUGAGCUGAGAGGACAUCUGUUGUAAAGCUUCUGUUGUUUAGGUGUAAACAGGACGGUACCAUGACAGGGGACACGGUGGUCUGGAGGGGCCUGAUCUGGGUGAAGCAGGCAACCUGCAGAGCUUCACCAGGCAGCCUGCCUGGCAACAGGAACCAGAGGCUGGUAGCCUUCCAUCACACCACCGGAUCACAAACGGAAACGUUCACCAAACAACAAGAAGUUUGCACCCACAGAGCCACAGCAGUGCAUUUUCGUAGAUACUCGACUGUGGGAGUUUGUAUUAGCAGCUGUUUCACUAGAAGUGUGAAUGGAGGUCAGGGGCCCUGCAGUGGAAGAUCCAGCUCAAAGCGGCUAAAGUACCGCAGGGACUGGUCAAGUCAUCUGUUCUCUGGACAUACGAGAUUAUUUAACCAGGACAACUACACAAUGGGGCGGCUGAUAUCGGAGGACGUCGAUAAAGCAAGAACCAACAAGAAAGCAGACAUUAAGCAACAUAAGCAAGUGCUCAGUGAAAAAGCCAGAGAGAGGAAGGUGCCCGUCACACGGUUAGGAAGGCUGAUGAGUUUUGGAGGUCUGGCCAUUGGACUCAGCUUUGGGGCAAUCGCUGAAGUGGCCAAAAAGAAGUUUAAACCUCAACCACCAGGUCAUAAGAAAGCCAUACUGGAUUCAAGUGCCUUCCUUUCUGAAGCCAACGCUGAAAGAAUUGUUCGGACUCUGUGCAAAGUUCGAGGUGCUGCUCUAAAGCUUGGACAGACACUCAGUAUUCAAGAUGACGCCUUUAUCAACCCUCAGUUGGCCAAAAUCUUCGAGCGUGUUCGACAGAGUGCAGACUUCAUGCCCACCAAACAGAUGAUGAAAGCCAUCAGCAGCGACCUCGGCCCAAACUGGAGGGACAAACUGGAAUACUUUGAGGAGAAGCCAUUUGCAGCUGCAUCUAUCGGUCAGGUGCAUUUAGCCAGGCUGAAGGAUGGCAGAGAAGUGGCCAUGAAGAUUCAGUACCCUGGAGUUGCCAAGAGUAUCGACAGUGAUGUGAAUAAUAUCAUAACUGCUCUGAGUUUGAGCAACACACUUCCUGAUGGUCUGUUUCCUGAGCACCUUAUUGAGGUCAUGAGUCGGGAGUUGGCGCUGGAGUGUGAUUACAUAAGGGAGGCGCAAUGUGCAAGAAAAUUUCAAGAGCUGCUGAAGGAUCAUCCUUUCUUCUUGGUGCCUGAUGUCAUUGAGGAGCUGAGCAGCCCCCAUGUCCUCACCACAACACUGGUGCCCGGUUUCCCUCUAGACCACGCCACAGAUUUCUCUCAGGAACUCAGAAAUGAGAUUUGUGAGCAGAUAUUGAUUUUAUGCCUACGGGAGCUUUUUGAGUUCAGGUACAUGCAAACUGAUCCAAACUGGUCCAACUUCUUCUUUGACCCGCAAACACACAAGAUUGCACUGUUGGAUUUUGGAGCUACUCGGGGAUUUGAUAAAAGCUUCACUGAUGCAUACAUUGAGAUUAUUAAGGCAGCUGCAGAUCAGGACAGAGGAAAGGUCCUGCAGAGAUCCAGAGACAUGAAGUUCCUCACAGGAUACGAGUCAAAGGCAAUGGAGAAUGCCCACGUGGAUGCAGUGAUGAUCCUCGGGGAGGCCUUUUCCUCUGAGGAGCCUUUUGACUUUGGAAGUCAGAGCACCACCAAGCGGAUCCACUGCCUCAUCCCCUUGAUGCUGAGGGAGCGACUGACACCGCCACCUGAGGAAACCUACUCCCUCCACAGGAAAAUGGGCGGUUCCUUCCUCAUCUGCUCCAAACUCAAGGCUAAAAUCCCCUGCAAGAACAUGUUCCAGGAGGCCUACAACAACUACUGGAAAGAUGGAUGCCCCGGGGCAACAGACUAGCUGAGGGACUGGCACCAGGGGCUCCUAGCGUUGGCUGUGGUAUGUUGAACAAUUUAACUUGCACAUUCUCACCUGUGAAGAUAUAAUAGGGAAACCUGGACCAAAUGAUGUCCAGAUAUUACUUACUUUUUUUACAAGUAAACUGAUGAGUACAUAAACCGUAAAAAUUGUCUGCUCCUUAAAACCUUUAAUACGUGUGCUUGAUAUUCCAUUUCUCGUCUUGACUUGACUUCUAUCCAGACUAACUCUACACCAAAGGUAUAACAGUCAUUUCUAUGUGUUGUUUGAAUGAACUUGUGUGUACUGUAAAGCCUGAUAACUGUGUCUGUAUGGUAUGAGGAACCGUUUUCCAUCUGACCAGGACUGUCAGUUGAAAUACUGAUGUUGCAGAAACAAAUCAGCGCAGAUUGUUAUUUUUAAAGCUAUGACAACUGACUGAAAUAUUUAAACGUGAAUCAAAUGAAGGUGAAAAUGUUUUGUUCUUGGGAAAAACGUGAAAAGGCUUACGACUAAGCUGUAUAAUAGGUCUAGUCGUAUGUAAAUUAAACAGCUGUUUCACUGGCUGUGUUUAUACAGAAUGACCAUGAAAAAGGAGGUCCUAAUCAUUAGUAUGGUGUCAAGAAUAUAAGGGGGAUAAAAUCUGACAUUUUGCUUAAUUAAUUACCUAAUUAAUAAACUAAACUCAAACAUGAUCAUUGCAAUUGAAUAAAUAUUUUAUCACAGUUGUAUGUUCGAGAUUCUGAACAUACAGAAAUGAUUAGUUGCUACCAAAACAGGAAUCAGAAGUAUGGAAGUAAAUCCCCACCAGAAGGUUUGAAGGUGCGCUGGCAUCGAUUUGUAAACACAGGAUCAGAUGUGAGAGCAUAAUCUGGCCAUGCAUGCACUUGUUUGAGUCUACUCUGAUAUUUUUUUUUUCCCCUGUGUGAGAGUCUGUCAGCACAAAAAGUUUUGAAAGCGCACAAAACAGCUCGAGAGCGAGCAUGCACAGAUUGGUAAGAGUAGAAUUGCAUUUGAGUAGAUCCCUGCUAUUUGCUGAAAUCAUGUGUUACGCUCACAAUUCUGACCCCGCUCACGCUCAGAUCAGAUUCUGCUCUUACACAUAUGUGCCUGUGUGCUCUUAAAAUCUGAUUUGCAAAGCAAAUGGCACUCAAAACUUGUUUUGUGCGCUUUCAGAACAUUUGUAACCUUGUGAAGAAAUCUGAGGACUCAAACUAGUGCACGUGUGGCCGAAUUACGCUCUCAAAUCUGCGCCUGCACGUUCUCAAAAUUGCCAGCUGAGUAGCACUCGAAAUGAGGUUUGUUUGCCCUCAAAUGUUUUGGUGGGGAUCUACUUCCAUACAGAAGUUUUGUACAAGUAGAAUUUACAACUGCAAAUAAAUUGCAGAGUGGUAUUAAUCUGUACUCAGAACAGUCUGGCAUUAAAACCUUUUUCUUAAAUUGGAUGGAAACGGUGCCACAACUCCCUGUAAUGUAAAAAUGUCCGGUUGUACCGCAAGCGGCUCUGAAGGAUGAGGCAGAACAAUCGGUGCUUGAGGAACCUCCUGCCUCAUUGAGCCUUCUCAGUCCUUUGACGCUCCACUUGGAUUGUGAUGCUGGAGAAACCAAACUCCAAGCACAGCAGCUCUGUGGCCUUACUGAGUACGAUCUGCAUAUCGGCGUCUUCCUCUGAAGACACAAGUAGACAUUUCUUUAGGUAAUGGUUUGCAGUAAUCUUGAACAUACAAUAUAGUAUCGUCCACCUGUCCCUCCCCCUUCAUGUUCAACACUUAUUCUUAACUGGAGCUGUGCUGUAUGUUUUCUUGAUAUAAAUAAGCAGGUCUCAUUUUGGGUUUCUUCAGUUUAUCCUCAACACUAGUAACAGUUUGACCUUCACUGCAGAAGCCAGUCAGUGUAAUAAAACCCAAACUUCCAUGCAGUAAAUUUUGUAUUUUCACAGUUUAGCAUCCAUUUUGGUCUUCAGCACAACUCUGAUCUCAGCUUCUAUUUACUCGGAUUCGCUACUUUAUAUUCAGGCUGUGAGGAACACGUACAACAUAUAUGAUUACAAGCUGUUACUAAAGACUGAGUAUAAUGAAUACUUUUACUUUUGGUACUUACUCUACCUACUGUACUUUUGCCUAAAUAAAAUUUUGA
Monopterus albus (swamp eel) is the source of this 4375-nucleotide messenger RNA. It is a transcript of the gene coq8ab, whose product is annotated as coenzyme Q8A, genome duplicate b. Lineage: Eukaryota; Metazoa; Chordata; Actinopteri; Synbranchiformes; Synbranchidae. Bases 434 to 2242 code for a protein of 602 amino acids. Gene Ontology annotation, biological process: ubiquinone biosynthetic process. The record is from RefSeq and is a predicted model, not a curated record. The transcript has 15 exons.